Messenger RNA from Gasterosteus aculeatus aculeatus (three-spined stickleback), 1999 nucleotides. RefSeq names its product E74-like factor 3 (ets domain transcription factor, epithelial-specific) (gene elf3). NCBI's taxonomy places the organism in Eukaryota, Metazoa, Chordata, Actinopteri, Perciformes, Gasterosteidae. Gene Ontology annotation, biological process: regulation of transcription by RNA polymerase II; cell differentiation. Gene Ontology annotation, molecular function: sequence-specific DNA binding; DNA-binding transcription factor activity, RNA polymerase II-specific. The record is from RefSeq and is a predicted model, not a curated record. Gene Ontology annotation, cellular component: nucleus.
AGGUGGUUUAUAUAGUGACAAGUGCAUCUCUGCCUCAGAGACAACGGUUACGGAGACAACACGGCGAGGACAGGAGAGCCACUUCAACAUUGAAAGUUAUAAAAUACAAGCUCACACUACGGAUUGUCUCUGAGAAUUCCUUUGCAUCAUAUUGUGGCUCCUGCUGUGAUCAGAGUCUCCAUGUCAUCUCCGUGCCUCAGCAGCAUCUUGACUCAUGCCAACCUCACCAUGUAUCACACUGGUAUCGCCGAUGUCGUGCCGCAGCAGCCCAGUUUGCUGCCCAGCAUCAACAGCAUGCAGAUCAGCAAUUCAACAUUCAACAGUGCAGGUCAGUGGUACAGGCAUAUCAACCCCGACUGCUGGACAGCCAACAACGUUCUGGAGUGGAUCAGCGACCACGUAGAAAGCACCAAGUUCGACGCAAACACCCUGAGUUUGGCCUACUGCGCCAUGGACGGCCCGACUCUCUGCCAGAUGAACCGGGAAGAAAUCAUCACGGUCUUCGGCCCACAGCUCGGGCCACACCUCUACCAGAGUCUGGAGGAACACAAAACCAAAAAUGAGUUGCAGAACAUGUUAGGACCAGAGCUGAGGGAGACCUGCCAGCUCCUGGACAACUUCCUGGACAACUUAACAUACCCUUUGCUCAGCAGCAUUCGAUUUGGCCAAGCUGAAGGAGUUGUCAACAAGAAAGAGUUUGCCUACAGAGAUGAUAAUCAUUUCACUUGUCCAUCCAUGGAACCAGAGACACCUCUGGCAGUCACUGAGUACCUGUCUGACAGCGAGUACAGCUCCUCCUCAAACAGCGGCAUGUUUGACUCCUCAAGCCCGGACUCACAGGAGUCUGGCGUUGGAGAAUCGGACCCAGAAUACUCGUACUCUCCUGUUUCAAUUCAAAUCAAAACAGAAAAAGGAGACACUUGCCUGAAGCGACCACGUGGGCGACCGCCCAAAAUCAGCAGAGAGCAUUCCAGCAUCUACGACAAUCCCAGAAAAAACAAACACGCGCCCCGAGGAACUCACUUAUGGGAAUUCAUCAGAGAUAUUCUGAUCCACCCUGAGAGGAACCAGGGCCUGAUGAAGUGGGAGGACCGCCGUGAGGGUGUCUUUAAAUUCCUCAAAUCCGAGGCCGUGGCACAAAUGUGGGGCCAGAAGAAAAAGAACAGCAGCAUGACGUAUGAGAAACUCAGCCGUGCCAUGAGGUACUACUAUAAGAGGGAGAUCCUGGAGCGAGUCGACGGCCGGAGGCUCGUUUACAAAUUUGGAAAGAACUCCAGCGGAUGGAAGAUGGAGGAGAUUGUCGUAUCCACAUGAGGCGUCCACGACCAACGCGUUUAUCAAAGCAGUUGUACAGGAACCAGAAGGAAUUGUGCGGUUUGUGUGAAAAGAAAAAACUUUCUACCCAUGAUGUUUAAGACACUUACUUCCUCUAAGAAGGAAGGUGUUGCAUAAAAUGUAAGCCAGUGUUUUUGGCUCUAGUAGGUUUUAUGAACCAAUAUUAAUGUUGUGUUUUUGUUUGUCGACUGUGUGUGCAGUAACGAGAAGUGGACGUCACUUUGAAUGCAUGAGAGAUUCUCUAAGCAACUACAAACCAAAUGUUUUACAGUCACAAAGAAGUAACCGUGCUGGUUGUGUAUAACUUUCUUCAGCGUUGCAUGUACACUUCAUCCAGUCAGUCACCGUAGAAGUUUUUGGGACAUAUGAGCUGUAGUGCUGGAAAUGUCGCUUGUCUUACCGUCCUAUAUUGCUGUUGUUAUUCUAAGAGGGUGGAACUUUCAACACUGUUAAUUUAAAAUCAGUGGUAGAUGUAGAGACUCAUUAGUAAAACUAUUCUUCUGGUUAAUUUUAUGUUAUGGACAAACAGAACAGAGAGAGCAGUUGUUGAAUAUCCAAUACUACUUCACGUUAAUACAGUAACAAUGUGUACAUUAUAAAAAGCCAUUUCUGAGUAAUUAUUUUGCAGUUUUAACACUGUUUAUUAAACUUAUAUAAAAUCAGC